AUGGCAGCGACGCCAAAAGUCCUCGUCAUCGCCGGAUCGGACAGUUCGGGCGGCGCCGGAUUAGAAGCAGACCAAAGAACCCUAGCAGCCCACCAAGUCUACGCCUUCACAGCCACCACGGCCCUCACAGCCCAGAACACCAAUGGUGUCAGGGAUGUGUUCGUGACGCCGCCGGAAUUUGUGGAGAAGCAGAUAAGGGCUGUCUUGGAGGAUGGGUUUCUGGAGCAAGAGGAUCAUGGGGGCUGCGGGGGCGUUGUUAAGAUCGGAAUGCUAGCAUCUACAGACACCAUCACGAGCGUUGCCAAGGUGCUGGACGAGUUCGAGGACGGCCAUGGUCCCGGGCUGAGAAUCAAGAUUGUGCUUGAUCCGGUCAUGGUCUCAACGUCCGGUCAUCAACUCCUCCCAGGUGACGCAGUUUCCAACCUCCGACGAAGACUUCUUCCUGUCACAUACAUCCUCACACCUAACAUUCCAGAGGCACUGCUACUACUCCGAGAUGCACAUCCAGACCAGCAGUUCCGCUCGCCCACCAAUCUUGACGACCUGAAAGAGCUGGCCAGGGCUGUUCGGGCACUGGGUCCUCAACACGUACUGCUCAAAGGCGGCCACAUGCCUCUGAACAAGGCAUACGAGAAAGCGAAGACCGACGAUGAGAAAGCAGUCACGGUUGACAUCCUCUACCCAGCAAAGUACAGCCACAACGGCGACACGCCAUCAAUUACGUCUCCCACGCAAUCCGCCUAUCCUCCUACCCCAACUUCUCAAUCUCCCACACCGGCGCCCACGGCCCCGUCAACCACUUCCACAGCCUCGGCGUCGCCGCCUUCCCACCCCUGCCCUCCAACGUUCACCAAACCCACAACCCUCUCCUCAGCAGGCCCCUUCGAAACCUACCUCCUCUCCCACCCCUCCAUCACCCCACUCUGGCGCAAAUUCACCCAAACGCACCCCUUCACCACCGCCCUCGCCACCAAUACCCUCCCCCUCACCACCUUCAAACACUACCUCAUCCAAGACUACCUCUACCUAACCCACUUCGCCCGCACCUACGCCCUCGCGGCCUACAAAGCCAAAUCCAUCACCUCCAUCACCGCCAACGCCGCCAUAAUCCAGCACAUCCACACCGAAAUGUCGCUGCAUUUGUCCUACUGCGCUGAGGAGUUUGGGAUUAGUAGGGAGGAGAUCGAGGGGACGAGGGAGAGUAGUGCGUGUCAGGCUUAUGCGAGGUAUAUUCUUGACGUGGGCGCCGCAGGCGACCUUCUUACCUUAUAUACGGCGUUGGCGCCGUGUUUGUUGGGGUAUCAUGCUGUUGCGCAAAGGUUGUAUGCUGAUGCGAAGAGUGUGAGGGAGGGGAAUAGAUAUUGGAAGUGGGUGGAGAACUAUGUCGCGGGGGACUACACAGAGGCGGUCGGCCGCGGGCGAGCAGUACUAGAGGAAGAAGCAAGGAGGUGCGGGGCGGCCUUUGCGGCCGGGAAGGGUGGGAAGUUGGAUGAGCUGGUCGAGGUCUUCCGCGAGGCGACAAGGUUGGAGAUUGGGUUUUGGGAGGAAGGGGCGCAUUUGCCUGAGGAGGAACCUUGA
Messenger RNA from Cyphellophora attinorum, 1578 nucleotides. Its product is annotated as putative hydroxymethylpyrimidine/phosphomethylpyrimidine kinase 2. The record is from RefSeq and is a predicted model, not a curated record. The transcript is spliced from 5 exons. NCBI's taxonomy places the organism in Eukaryota, Fungi, Ascomycota, Eurotiomycetes, Chaetothyriales, Cyphellophoraceae. The coding region runs from base 1 to 1578 and encodes 525 amino acids. Gene Ontology annotation, biological process: thiamine biosynthetic process. Gene Ontology annotation, molecular function: hydroxymethylpyrimidine kinase activity; phosphomethylpyrimidine kinase activity. Gene Ontology annotation, cellular component: cytosol.